AUGCUUGACAUGAUUGAAAUGGCAUUACCCAUUAUUAGUCGUGCUAUUCUCGGUGAACUUUUGAUGACUAAAGAAGCAAGAACGCGGCAAAAAAUAUAUGAUGAUCUUGCUUCAGAUGACCAGUUUUCUUCUUCUCUUCUGGUUUUAAAGGAGCACCUUCCAUCAGGAAAUGCAUGUAUGAGGAUUAAUAUUGAUGCCACACGAGUCGGAAAUGUUGCACGAUUCAUCAACCAUUCUUGUGAUGGUGGUAAUCUAUCAACAAAGUUGGUGCGAAACUCAGGGGCUUUGCUACCUCGACUAUGCUUUUUUGCUUCAAGAGAUACACAAGAAGAUGAAGAGCUUACUUUCAGUUACGGAGAUAUUAGGCUAAGGCCUAAAGGGUUGAAGUGUUUCUGUAGUAGUUCUUGUUAUGGAAUCUUGCCAUCAGAAAACACAUAAUUGCUGUGAGGCAAUGGCGUAAUCUUUCCAGUCAGGGGAAUACUUUCUUGUCAUGCAAAUCCAUUUGAUUUCCAUUGUAUUCUAAUAUGGUAGUUAAUUUAGUUUUAAUUCACUGAUUCAUACAUUCUGUAAAAUGUGUUACACCUGCCAAGCAGGGACCACAUCUAACUCCCUGGCCAGGUUUUGACUUUCGACAUUGUAAUGCAUUCUUUGCAUGGAAUUGUUUAAUAUUUGUAGGAA
Messenger RNA from Ilex paraguariensis (yerba mate), 678 nucleotides. Lineage: Eukaryota; Viridiplantae; Streptophyta; Magnoliopsida; Aquifoliales; Aquifoliaceae. The record is from the annotation of a GenBank genome assembly.